Biomphalaria glabrata is the source of this 2057-nucleotide messenger RNA. RefSeq lists its product as uncharacterized. The record is from RefSeq and is a predicted model, not a curated record. The transcript is spliced from 6 exons. The coding region runs from base 111 to 800 and encodes 229 amino acids. NCBI's taxonomy places the organism in Eukaryota, Metazoa, Mollusca, Gastropoda, Planorbidae.
CAUUUUUCUCAUCCAAAACAUGUUUUGAUCUGGAUCGCUCUAUAAAAAUGCGUGUCGUGAAGAAAUCUUUAAAGUAAAACGGAGUCUGGUUACUGUCUUACCCCAGAGAGAUGGCUGCACUUAUAAUCGACAUGUUUCUGGUGUCUUUAUUCGUUACAAUGGUUCCUUCAUCGGAGGCUAACGGAUAUCCCAAAUUGCAAAGAUUUGAUGAUGGAGACAAUUACGACGCCUGGUUUGAUUUCACAAACAAUGUGAUCAGAACUGCACCUGAUAUUUCGAUCUAUAAUGACUUUGUGGGAACCGGAUGUAGUACCAGAGGUGUACUAAAGCUGACCGUGUCGAAAGAUGAUCCAGAUAGGAAGCGAUUGUUGUUUGAUUUGUUUUUUGACAACCCUCAAGGCUGGGUUUUCAACCUGGGAGACUCAGAGACCAACAAUGGAUACGCUGGUGACGCCAUGUCCCAAGGAAGAGACGCAGAGCUCCAGCUGUAUGGAAAUUUAACGGGCUGGUUGAGCGACUUUGGGCCCAGUGGCAAAGCGUUUACGACAACAAAUCCUGCAAAGACAAGGUUGACUCUAUUGGUUGGAGACGAGCACGUGGUUUGGAUAGGUGAUGGUGACGCCACAAAGGUCAACUACUACAGCAACCCAGGCUGGUUUGCUCUGAAUGGCCAAGUAGAGAGUGAAGGGCCAGUCAACCAUGACCUAUACCUGGCUACUAACGGGGUGAUCACGAUGUAUCCAGGCCGUACUGGAUCAGGUCUUUGUAAAGUUGGCAUCAAAUUCAUGCCAGCUAUUUGAAAAGCGCGGAACUGCAAAAUGAUUAAUUAUGACGUAAUCAAAUUUUGUGUUUUAUUUGUACAAGUCAGUUAUUUUGAAUUUAACCAAGUAUUCAAUAAUCUCUUGCAUGUCUUAUAAAAACUGAGAAAAUACAGGGUCGCCCAAAAUUUGUUACCCCGUAGAUAAGUGUUUCCCAAACUGUGUUCCGCGGGAACCUAAUAUUUCGCGAGGGCUGAAUAUGUGUUCCUCGAACUAAUGUAACCCGGAGAGAAGUAAUUCAAUAGUAAAGUUUUUCACAGUUUUCGCAGCUUGUGCAUUUUUUUUUGUUUGAUCAACCGUUGGGAUGCACGGGCCACACGGAUAAACUUAACCAACGUGUACAGUAGAUAGUUUGUUCACAUGUUAGAUUUUUUUAUUACAUAAAACACGUUUUUACAGUGAACUUAAUAUCACAUAGGUAAGGGGGCAACAUAUCUUUACUUUAAUAUUCUCUGUAAUAAAGUUGAAGCUAUGAAUUUGAGCCUUAGGUUUCAGCUUGCACCCCUCUGUAAAAAAAAAACCUGCGGGCGCCCAUGAUUGAAGGCUUACACAUUAUUACAUAUACAUAUGGUGUAAAUCCAGACUUUUUUGCAAAAAGCGAGCAUCUGUGUCAUAGUAGCUCAGAAUUUUGAGGAUAAAUAUAGUUCAUAUUAUUUUAUAUAUAUAAUUCUCUUCUUCCCUCAAGAGUUUGGACGAGAAGAAGAAGUAAAGGAAAGAUCACUCUCUUAUUUCUGCAAUUUUUUUUUUUAGUUUUGAAAAGAUUUUAAUAAUUUCUGGAUAUUUCCAACAAUUCUUCGUAUAUUUUGUUAUAAGUUAUAAAAUGGUUUGAUUUAAUAAUUUACACCUAGAAUUAGCGCAGGUCCUUUGAAAGUGCGGGGCACACUGCGUUCACAUAGGUGCCUAAGCCGGCCCUGCAAAAUAACGGCGUAUGCUACGCCGUGGGUCGACUAGUUUAAUUGUAAAUCUUUAAGGGUUAACUUAGCUGUGUAUUUUAAUGAUAAAUUUAUGUCGUUAUUUUAAGAGUCCAUUUAGUAAAACUGAUAUCUUUAUGGUGUUAAUAAUAUAAGUACUUUAGGUCUAAACGGAAUAAUUGUGUUAAGAAUUGUGAUUUUUGUUUUUUUACCUUUUACAUUGAAUGACUUAAUAAAUGUUAGUUAUAAAGUGUAUGCAGGAUGAAGACAUGUAUAUAGAUUUAUAAUGUUUAGCAACAUAAUGAAAUAAAGCACUUAAACACACUCA